AUGCUCAGUCUUCGAAAGCAUAAUCCCAUCCAUCUCCCUCUCUCUCUUUCUCUCUCCGUUGCUUUUUCCUCGCUCAUGCAACCUUGCUUUUCCUUCCCUUGGUCUUUUGGCUUUUCUUUUUUGCAAAACACCCUCCAUAAAAAGCAAAUCAGAGUUGCAAAAAGAACAAAAGCAAAAAAAAAAAAAGAAGGACAAGAAGAGAUCGAAGGGGGAGAAGGAGAAGCGCAGCAGGAGAUUAUUAGUUGGUGUUUAGAUGGACCGCGCGGAAGAAACGGACGAACCGACCAGACCAGACGACGAGACGAGAUGAGACGAGACGAGACGAGAGACGGAGAGAGGGAGUGA
Molecule: messenger RNA, 345 nt
Organism: Trichophyton verrucosum HKI 0517
Lineage: Eukaryota; Fungi; Ascomycota; Eurotiomycetes; Onygenales; Arthrodermataceae
Exons: 1
Coding region: 1-345 (114 amino acids)
Source: RefSeq, a predicted model, not a curated record